This is a messenger RNA of Dermacentor silvarum, 1544 nucleotides long. RefSeq names its product beta-galactosidase-like. Lineage: Eukaryota; Metazoa; Arthropoda; Arachnida; Ixodida; Ixodidae. The record is from RefSeq and is a predicted model, not a curated record. Gene Ontology annotation, cellular component: vacuole. Gene Ontology annotation, molecular function: beta-galactosidase activity. Gene Ontology annotation, biological process: carbohydrate metabolic process. The transcript is spliced from 4 exons. Bases 830 to 1513 code for a protein of 227 amino acids.
GAAGUUUAACGUUCCAGAGCAACACUGGGCUAUGAUUAACACCGUAGUGAAGGGCUCCGGAUUAAUCUCGACACCCAGUGUGUGUGUUUAACGUGCAGCUAAAUCUAAAUACACAAUUUUUCUUUCUCUUUUUACAUUUCGCCUCUAUAAAAUGUAAUCAUCAUCAUCAUCAUCAUCAUUAUCAUCAUCAUCAUCAUCAUCAUCAUCAUCAUCAUCAUCAUCAUCAUCAUCAUCAUCAUCAUCAUCAUCAUCCAAAUCAGCAGCAAAACAAUAUAGCCACUGUACCACUGUGGGUACCGUGGCUAUAUUGCCACUGUACCCACAGUGGAGCCUGUUUGAUGCGGCACUUUUUGAAGCAAGAGAAAGCCGAACCCAUAAAGCUAUACAGCAGACAUUUCUACAUGGAUAUUAACGCAACAGUUCGUUCGCAAAUCGCUAUUUCUUUUCGCAUUUAUUUUGAGGAUUUGCGUAGAGUUACGUAGUUAAACCUUUCGUAUGCGUUUGCAAGAAGUAUCAGGCCGCGUAUAGCAAUAUACCACCGCAGCCGUGAUGUGCGACGAAUUGUGUAGAGGCUGUUUCUUGCACUACAUUCGUUGCCUCUGUUAUUAGAUGUUCGUGGAAAACUGCGUCUCAGCGUCCGUGUCGAAUUCGUGGUUGAUUAAGGCGCCUCUUAUUCAUGUCCAGAUCUGUCUACCCAUGUAUGUUCAUAGUAGGUAAAUACAGUAUAUGCCGUUGUCCGUGAACAACUUCGGUAUAUUUGAUCGAGGCGACUAGAAAGAUCGCUGCUGUUUAUUUCUAUUGCCGCGCACUUUUACAGGCUCAUGGUUUGAUGUUCUACAAUGCGACUAUCACGUAUCAGCCACAUGUGCCUGCCAUGCUCAGUGUGGAAGGAAUUCGAGACGGAGGUCACGUCUACCUUAACGGUGUUUUUGUGGAUUCCAUAUCCCGUGCCGAGAACAAUAAUGCCCUACUGAUUAAAGCGAAACUACACCAAGAACUGACAAUUCUCGUUCAUAAUGAGGGCAGGAUCUCAUCGGGGAAAGACCUAAGCGAUAGUAAGGGGAUUGUCUCGAACGUGACGUUGGACAAACGCCUGCUCACCAACUGGACCAUGCGGCCAGUUCCGCUCACCAACGCCAACUGGCUCACGGAUUACGCGCAGAUGCGCUCUAUUCGAGAACAAACCUCUCUGAGAGCCGCCAGUUCAGCUUUCGAGGUGCGCGUCUUUGCUGCCAAGUUCGAGCUGCCUGCCUCCGAUGCCUACGACGUGUUUUUGAGGCCCGACCAGAAGACGAAGGGCAUUGCGUUUCUGAACGGUUUCAACCUGGGCCGCUACUGGCCGGCGAGAGGGCCCCAGAAGACGCUGUACGUGCCACGCACGCUGUUCAGGAAGGAGAACUUGCUCGUGCUCAUCGAGCUCGAAGGGGGCUUCUACCGCGGCGACAAACCCCCCGUCAUCCACUUCGUCGACGAACCAGAGCUCCAUGGCACGGUCCACAGGAUGGACGAAUAAACGUGACGAAAAUUCGUCUAAUACCGCAAAG